Messenger RNA from Trichomycterus rosablanca, 2177 nucleotides. RefSeq names its product zinc transporter ZIP9. The transcript is spliced from 7 exons. The record is from RefSeq and is a predicted model, not a curated record. Gene Ontology annotation, biological process: transmembrane transport; zinc ion transport. Bases 122 to 1039 code for a protein of 305 amino acids. Gene Ontology annotation, cellular component: membrane. Gene Ontology annotation, molecular function: metal ion transmembrane transporter activity. NCBI's taxonomy places the organism in Eukaryota, Metazoa, Chordata, Actinopteri, Siluriformes, Trichomycteridae.
UGUAUGUUUAAUUCUAAAUGUUGUUUACAUACAGGCUUUGCUAAAUCAAUUCCAAAAGAGUCGCGACGUUUAAAAUAUUUAGUAUUGAUUGGUUUUAUGUACUGUAAAAAGAAGAGGAAAGAUGGACGGAGCUGUGACUGUUAUUUUAAUCUCAGUCGCAAUGUUUAUAGGAUGUUUCCUGCUCGGGCUCAUUCCAUUACUGAUCAGCUUUUCCCAGCAAAAACUGCAGUAUGUGGCUGUACUGGGGGCGGGGCUUCUGUGUGGCACCGCUCUAGCUAUUAUCAUUCCAGAGGGGGUGGAGCUUCUGCAGGACUCAUCCAGAGAUUGUUCUGUUGAAGCAGCAAAACCAACCUUACAAGGUGUAAAUUCUACUGUUGAGCCAUUUACUGAGAAACGCUGUCGUCAUAAUGUCUUCAUCGGAGCAUCACUGGUCCUGGGGUUCACUCUAAUGUUUAUGGUUGACCAGAUUGCUGAAUACUAUUCUUCAAAUGUCUCACGAGCUAGUAUUUACACUGGCAGCAGUACCACAGCAACUCUGGGUCUCCUCAUUCAUGCUGCAGCUGACGGCAUGGCUCUAGGUGCAGCUGUGGCUUCAUCUCAUGUGUCAGUUCAGGUUAUUGUGUUCUUCGCUGUGAUUUUACACAAGGCUCCAGCUGCGUUUGGCCUGGUUGCAUUCCUCAUGCAUGCAGGUUUGGAGAAGAGCACAAUUCAGAAGCAUUUGCUGGCUUUCUCAGCUGCAGCACCACUGAUGGCUAUCAGCACCUAUUUUAUCUUAAGCUUGACUGGUGGAUCGUCACAGUAUCGCCUUAGUGCAACAGGAAUCGGCAUGUUGGUCUCAGCUGGAACUUUCCUGUAUGUGGCAACAGUACAUGUGCUGCCCGAAAUCACCAACAGAGGGCAGCAGCGGUCCACUCACAGUCACAAUUACACAGCGACUGGAUCCUAUCAGCAUGGUGGAAUGGGAGUAAUGGAAAGCCUUGCUCUCAUUACAGGAGCUGGACUUCCUGUACUCUUGGCUCUUGGUCUUCCUGAUGACUGAACUCUUAUAUUGCCAAACCGGUCUAAAAAUACAUAUAUUAUUAUUAAAUAUUUUUAUUAUUAUUUUCUGUUAUUAUUUUUAAUGUUAUGUUUUACUAUUCCCUGUAACAGCUUACAUAAACCAUUUCCAGAAAUGUUGGGACGUUUUGUAAAAUGUAAAAAAAAGAAUGUGAUUUGUUAAUUCCCUUGAGUCUUUUGUAAAUAUAAACAUAUUUAGAGUUUGUUGCCUGCAACACACUUAAAAGGGACAGUUUUAGCCCUGUGUUUCAUCACUUCUCCUAUUAAUGAGACUUUUGGGAAUUAAAGGCACUAAUUACAAGAUUUCAGCUGCUCAGCAGUUCAUGGUUGCCAUUGUUAGAUUUUCCCAUUCAUAAUAAUUAAUUAUGAAUGAAUAUAUGAAUCAGUAAUUCAUAAUAAUUCAUUUUUAUAUGAGCAAACACUCUGUGCCUGAGUCACAUGGUUCGCCUGCAAAUUGAGGCUUGGCAUUGUCUUGUUGACAUUACCAAGGACUAUUAAUCUAUAUAUAUGGUCACACCAGAAUACAAUGGAUGCAAGGCAGGAAUACCCUGGUCAGCAUGCCUGCCCAUCGAAGGGCUUUGUGUAUGAAAUCAGGAAUUACAUUUCAGAUUUAUGGGCAAGUCCAAAACCUUAUCAUAAAAAGUGUUUUCUUUUUAAAUCAUCUUGGUUUAGUCCCAGCCACCAGUAUUUGUGCAUUAUCUUUUUGUUAUAUUUUGAGACCAUGCAUAUAUUUGUAUUUAUUUUCAUUUUCUUAUGGAACGAUAAUAUGCCCUCCAAAAAAUGUUAAAACACUCUCAACCAGCUUCAGUCAGUUUUCAUAUCAUUCAUAUCUUCGUAUCAGUGUAAGAUAUGGUGUUUUCCUGUUCCCUGCCUGAAAACUUUUUGCUGAAUAGUAGGAGGGUGACAGGUCACAUGGCUAAUCACGAGAUUAGAACAAGAACUAACCUCUGAAUUGAAAGGAGAAUACUCACAUCUUUCUUUCUGCAUAGCUUAGUACUGUUAAAUACCAUUAAUCACACAUUUGGUUGCACAGAAGGUUAUCGAUUUUAAAAAGGUAAAAAUGUUGGCUCCACAGCUGGUGGCCCUGGGUCUUAAAUAAAAAGUUGCUAUGCAAACCGCAA